Messenger RNA from Aspergillus ochraceoroseus IBT 24754, 643 nucleotides. RefSeq lists its product as uncharacterized. Bases 198 to 530 code for a protein of 110 amino acids. NCBI's taxonomy places the organism in Eukaryota, Fungi, Ascomycota, Eurotiomycetes, Eurotiales, Aspergillaceae. The record is from RefSeq and is a predicted model, not a curated record. The transcript is spliced from 2 exons.
AAAACUAGGUAGCCUGACGAGAGACGCUCAUCCUCCGUGUCUCCUGCUUGCACUUGCUCGCAAUGUUUUCGGAGGGACCUUCUUCUCCACUUAUGGUGGUCCACUAGGGUCAUUAGAUCCGUGAGACGUGGCCCAAUGAUAAGAGAUGCCGUUGGGUAGUUCGUCCAUGACAUCCCCAUCUCCAAGACCAAAGUUGUAUGUCUCGAGAAUUGAUCCCAAACUACUGGGUGGUCGAUGAACUACCAUACGUCGCCUCGUCUUGGUCUUCGACAGGGACCAGAAUGCGGUUAACGGAUAGGCGGGAUUUCCGCUGGCUUUUUUUUUUGGUUUUCAUUUUUGGUCCUCUAAUAAUACAUAGGCAUUUGCUCGAACCUUACCAUCUAAUAUCUACCCUCGUCUCACGUCCCAAUCCCAAUUUGUUUCAUCGCCUCAUAAUUUUCUUUUUUUCAAUUGACUGCUCACCUGCCCCCCAAAUUAUACGUCUUCGCGGACAAUUAUACACAAACACAUCCAAUUUUACACUCAUCUGAUUUAUAUUCCUUGUUCAACCCUCGGCCCGUUCAGACCUAUUAUAUUUUUAGAUGCCCCGUACCUAGAUCAUUGCCAUGGCCAAAAAGAAGAACGGUAAAAAGAAGAAUAAUAA